Messenger RNA from Tribolium castaneum (red flour beetle), 1014 nucleotides. RefSeq names its product exosome complex component MTR3. Lineage: Eukaryota; Metazoa; Arthropoda; Insecta; Coleoptera; Tenebrionidae. Gene Ontology annotation, cellular component: nucleolus; nuclear exosome (RNase complex); cytoplasmic exosome (RNase complex). The coding region runs from base 141 to 989 and encodes 282 amino acids. The transcript has 2 exons. The record is from RefSeq and is a predicted model, not a curated record. Gene Ontology annotation, biological process: nuclear mRNA surveillance; U4 snRNA 3'-end processing; poly(A)-dependent snoRNA 3'-end processing.
UAAUUGUGUUUUCUAUUAUUCGACUUUGUGAGACUUGUAAACCUUGAACUUGGAAUGGUUGACAAUUAGCUAUAUAACCUUACUUUUUUCUAACAUAACCUUGAACUGAGAGAUUUAAAAUAUAAUUUGCAAAAUACACUAUGCCCGUGGAUCACAAAAGAAUCAACGGUCCGGAAAUUUCAAUUCCGUACCAACUAUUCGACAAAUUAAAUACAAAAUCGUUGAAAACCCAAUUCAGUGAAAUAGUGCAGCCGAAUGGGACACGAGCCGAUGGCAGGACAUCAACCGAACAUCGAAAAAUAUUCUUGAAAACUGGGGUUGUUAGCCAGGCCAAAGGCUCAGCGUACAUUGAAUUAGACCAAACCAAAGUAAUCGUGUCUGUAUUCGACCCCCGCGAGAUACCCAACAAAACUGACUACAGUUCCAAGGGCGAAAUCUACUGCGAGUUUAAAUUUGCACCCUUCAGCUGCCACAAACGUAGGUUGCACCAGCAAGACGCUGAGGAACAACAGUUCAGUGCUAUUAUGAAACAAGCGUUGGAAUCGGCAGUAUUCAGGCACGAGUUUCCGAAUUUUCAAGUCGAUAUUUACGCAAUGGUGCUGCACAAUGAUGGGGCUGCUCUAAGUGCGGCUAUCACGGCAGCUGGGGUCGCCUUAGCACAUGCUGGGAUUCCAAUGUAUGAUUUAAUAACGUCAGUGACUUUAGCUGUGCAAGGGAAUCAUCUUUUGGUCGAUCCAACUUUAGAAGAAGAACGUUUAUGUCAAGUUCCUCUGUUUAAAGAAGAGGAAAACAAUCACGGGAUUGUUGUGCUGUCGGUUUUAGCGACACAUGAGCAAAUUUCACAAUUUUAUCAGAGUGGAUAUUUGUCGUACGCUUGCUUGAGUUCAGGCAUUGAGAUGCUUACUAAUGCUGCUAAGGACAUCGUUACUUUAGUUAAGAAAUGUCUUGUGAAACAUGUUAUUAAGAGUGUAAGAAUUGUUGAAGAUUAAAGAAAUAAAUUAUAUUUUAUUUAAA